Molecule: messenger RNA, 4408 nt
Organism: Myxocyprinus asiaticus (Chinese sucker)
Lineage: Eukaryota; Metazoa; Chordata; Actinopteri; Cypriniformes; Catostomidae
Product: NACHT, LRR and PYD domains-containing protein 12-like
Exons: 6
Coding region: 194-2122 (642 amino acids)
Molecular function (GO): protein binding
Source: RefSeq, a predicted model, not a curated record
UCAUAUUUUCACUUCCUUUCAGAGAGCUCAAUUUGAUAAAGGGCUUAAAACUUAGUCUUUUAGAUCUUCUUCAUGUAUUUUUCUCUGAAACAAUAAAUAAAUUAUUCAGUGAUGAGAAUAAUAUAAUUAAUUUUUGAUGGUCUGGAUGAGUGUCGGCUGUCUCUGGAUUUUCAGAGCAAUGUGAGGUUGUGUGAUGUCAAUGAAUCAGCCUCAUUGGAUGUGCUGCUUACAAACCUCAUCAAAGGGAAUCUGCUUCCCUCUGCUCUCAUCUGGAUCACCUCCAGACCUGCAGCAGCUGAUCAUCCCCUCUGAGUGUGUUGAUCGAGUGACAGAGGUAGGAGGAUUCAAUGAUCCACAGAAGGAGGAAUACUUCAGGAAGAGAAUCAGUGAUCAGAGACUGGCCAAUAGAAUCAUCACACACCUGAAGUCAUCAAGGAGCCUCUACAUCAUGUGUCACAUCCCACUGUUCUGCUGGAUUUCAGCCACUGUUCUAGAGAGAAUGAUGGGUGAAGAAGAGAGUCGAGAGAUCCCCAAGACUCUGACUCAAAUGUACACACAUUUCCUGAUCAUCCAGACAAACAUCAAACAUGAGAAGGACUAUGAGAAGAAAGAGACAGAUGAAGACAUGAUUGUCAAACUGGGGGAACUGGCUUUUCAGCAGCUUGUGAAAGGCAAUCUGAUCUUCUACGAGGAAGACCUGAGAGAUUGUGACAUUGAUGUGACAGAAGCAUCAGUGUGCUCAGGAUUGUGCACUCAGAUCUUCAGAGAGGAGUUUGGGCUGUACCAGGGAAAAGUGUAUUGCUUUGUUCAUCUGAGCAUUCAGGAACAUCUAGCAGCUCUAUAUGCACAUCUCUCCCUUACAAACAAUAACAUAAAUGUGUUUGACCAGAUUACAAAACAAAGACUUUUUGCAAAUGUUUUGAACUUGAUGAAACAUAAAUCAUCAAAACGUGUUUCCUUAUCCGAGCUGCACCAGAGAGCUGUGGAUGAAGCGUUGCAAAGUAAGAAUGGACACCUUGAUCUUUUCCUUCGUUUUCUUCUGGGUCUCUCAUUGGAGUCUAAUCAGACUCUUUUACAAAAUUUAAUGACACAGACAGGAAGUGGCUCCUACAACAAUGAGAAAACAGUUCAGAACAUUAAACAGAAGAUCAGGAAGAAUUGCUCUCCAGAGAAAUCCAUCAAUCUGUUUCACUGUCUGAAUGAACUGGGUGAUCAUUCGCUAAUGCAGGAGAUCCAACAUUACCUGAAAUCUGGAAUAAUAAAAGAAACCAAGCUCUCCUCAUCACAGUGGUCAGCUUUAGUUUUUGUGUUGCUGACCUCAGAAGAGAAGAUGGAUGUGUUUAGUCUGAUUGAAUUUGUUGGAGCAGGAAACAAAUCAGAUGAAGUUCUUCUGAAGCUGCUGCCUGUGAUUAAAGAAUCCAGAUCAGUUCAGUUGAGUUAUUGUGGUGUCACAGAUGACGUUUGUGCUGCUCUGGCUUUAGCUCUAAGAUCAAACCCCUCACACCUGAGACUACUGGAUCUGUCUGAGAAUAAACUAGGAGACUCAGGAGUGAAGCUGCUCUUUGCUGGACUAAACAUUCCUCCUUGGAAGCUGGAGAUACUGUGUUUAAGGUAUUGUGGUGUUACAAAUGAAGGUUGUGAUGCUCUGGCUUCAGCUCUGAGAUCAAACCCCUCACACCUGAGAGAACUGGAUCUGUCUGGGAAUGAGCUAGGAGACUUGGGUGUGACGCUGCUCUCUACUGGACUGGAGAAUCCUCACUGUAAACUGGAGAUACUGAGGUUAAGGUAUUGUGGUGUCACAGAUGAAGGUUGUCCUGCUCUGGCUUCAGCUCUAUCAAACCCCUCACACCUGAGAGAACUGGAUCUGUCUGGGAAUAAACUAGGAGACCCAGGAGUGAAGCUGCUCUCUGCUGGACUGGAGAAUCCUCACUGUAUACUGGAGAUACUGAGCAGGUGGCCGAAUCCAGAAGUUGCUCCCAUCAAUUGCACCAGUGACAUUCUUGAAUGUGUUGUUCCCAGUCAGAUGAGCAAAGCCUGCUCCUACCUCCUCUGGCCAGGAAAGAUAACUAUUUGCUUCUCCUCUAGAUAUCUCUCUCUCAGCGUUUCCUGCACUGCUGUUUAGCAACAAUGUGCUGAUCAGGGGUGCAUUAAUCCACGGGCUUAAGUGGUCUGCAGCCUAUGGGCCCACAACUCCCAGGCGGUCCGACAUCCUUCUUCCCAGUUGCCGUUUGCGAGCGGAGCACUUGCGAGUGGAGCGCAUCUAACGUGUACGGCGGGAGAAGAGGAUGUAAACAUGGAGAUGGUGUGCAACAGCUAAAUCCAUCCAUGUAGCACAUGUUGACAGAGUACAACUUUUCCUCGGCUCUGUAGCCAGCACUUGUGUGUGUGUUCCAAGAGUGCUCACAAUGUGGAUUCUAAAGAAUGCUAAAAAACACUAAAAUUCUGUCAAAAUACCCAUCUAGUGAUUUAGAGAGGUAUGAAUGUAUGUUGUUUUUUCUAAAGUAAAUGUCAACGGUGGGAAAAAAGGCUGAGUUGUAACAAAAUAUUUAAAUUAUAAAUGUGCAAUUUCAGCUCUGUCACUGUUUAGCAUGUCAUUAGAAAUAAUCAAACAACAAUAACAAGAAAACGAGAAAACCUUUCACUGCUCUUAGCUGGGUUAUUUUAGUAGCUUUAAAAUGACUCAUGUAUUAUAAUCUUACAGUGAAGACCACCAGUAAUAAGUAGAAUCUUGAAUCUUCUUAUAUAUAUACUCUACUGUGUGAAAGUUUUAGGCACUUUGAGAAAAUGUUGCAUAGUGAGGAUGUCUUCAAAAAUAAUGCCAUGAAUAGUUUUAAUUUAUCAAUUAACCUCAUACAAAGUCCAGUCAAAUAAACCAAAGUCAAUAUUUGGUGUGACCACCUUUGCCUUGAAAACAGCACCAAUUCUCCUAAUUACACCUGGACACAGUUUUUCUUGGUUGUUGGCAGAUAGGAUGUUCCAAGCUUCUUGGAGAAUUUGCCACAGUUGUUCUAUUUAGGCUGUCUCAAUUGCUCAAUUCAAUAUAUAUAUAUAUAUUACGCUAUAUGGCCAAAAGUACUCCAUUAACUCCAGUAAAGAAAACUCUUAAUGUUUCUUUAUGUAAUGGCUUGGGCUUUGUGUGCUUCCAAAUUUGUGGCAACUGUUUGGGAUAGCCCUUUUCUGCUCCAGCAUGACAAUGCCCCUGUGAACAAAGUGAGGUCCAUAAAGAAAUGGUUUACUGUGUCUGGCGUGGAAGAAAUUGACUGGCCUGCACAAAGCCCAGACCUGAACCCCACUGAUCACUUUUGGGGUGAACUGGAAUAGCAACUGUAAGUCAGGCCCCAUCGACCAACAUCAGUUCCUGACCUCACUGAUAGCCUUGUGUCUGAAUGAGAGCAAAUCCCUGCAGCCAUGUUACUACAUACAGUAUAGUGGAAAGCCUUCCCAAAAGAGUGGAAGAUGUUAUUACAGCAAAGGGGGAAUUGAUGCCUAAGGUUUUGAAAUCAAAUGUUCAUCAAGCACAUAUGGUGUCCACAAACUUUUGGUCAUUGUGUGUGUGUGUGUGUGUACAAUCUGAGGGGGCAGUCUACAGGUCUCCCCCCGUUGCUCAGAAUCCUGUAGGAAACACUGCAUUCUUAUUUAUUUUUGCCAUGCUUUGCUGCUCAUACAGCUUUAGAAACAUCUCUCCAAUUAGUAGUGCUGAAUUUUCAGUGUCUAUUUAAUCAAUAUUAAUCGUAUCGAGAAUUGAAUUGGAUUGAAUCGAAUCAAGAUCUUGUGAAUCGAAUCGGGGCAUCUGUGCUGAUACCCAGCCCUUUGCAAAUGUUUCUGUUGUGACAUGAUAAGAUGCCCCACAUGCCAGCCAAUACAGGAAAACAAGGACCUUGUUGCUUCAGCUGUAAUCUUUUUUUAUGGGCAGUACUCAAACCAACAAUUUAAUAGUCAAACCUGCUGAGCCUGAAGGAUAGUACCGUGUCCAUGUUGUCCCCAUAAAAAUAAACUCUUUAGAUAUUUGCUGUUGACCACUGCUUUUUAGGACCACCCACCACUGGUGCCAGAACCAGUUUUGAAGGGGGAGCGCGAACUGGGCUGGUUGUGACGUCAUCACAACAACAUCCUGCAGACGUAAAUGGCCAGUUUAUACCAGACCAGCUUCCAAGAUUGUCAACAUCACAGUGACUAACUAGUUAUUUAUCUAAAUAUUAGUCAAAACUGUCUCCAUGCAUGGUUCUAAUGUUGACAUAAUCGAACUAAAGUGGUUCAAAUCCGUUUCCGCGCCAUCACAGAGAGAGAAUGUCUAUACAAUAUUUAUUAUGUUCACAGUUCACACAUACCUUUGAUGAGGCAGCUGUCUUUGGUUUCGGAUACUACUGAAACACUGUACUGGUUCAACUGCAUGUUCUUUGCUCCUCUA